This is a messenger RNA of Rhinolophus ferrumequinum (greater horseshoe bat), 2278 nucleotides long. It is a transcript of the gene WNT11, whose product is annotated as Wnt family member 11. The transcript has 6 exons. Gene Ontology annotation, molecular function: frizzled binding; cytokine activity. Gene Ontology annotation, cellular component: extracellular region. Gene Ontology annotation, biological process: cell fate commitment; multicellular organism development; neuron differentiation. Bases 485 to 1552 code for a protein of 355 amino acids. The record is from RefSeq and is a predicted model, not a curated record. NCBI's taxonomy places the organism in Eukaryota, Metazoa, Chordata, Mammalia, Chiroptera, Rhinolophidae.
CCCGCCAGAAGGAGAGCUGGGGCGCGCCGGCAAGCACAGGCCCCGGGAGCCGAGACAAGCCCAGAGCAGUCUGAGUCCGCACCCCGGUCCCGGCGAGACCCGAGCCGGUCGCGGCUUGCUAGGAUUCCGGGCGUCGUUCUCCCGCCGCUUCGCUUUGCGAAGAGGGCGCCCUCGCCGUCUGCCCAGCUCCGAGAGCGCUCGGGUCCGCUGGGGGCCGCGCUUCCCGGGCGGCAGCAGCAGGGCACCCAGGGCGCGCCCGGCCUCUGAGCGCCCCAGGAGGUGAGCAGUGACCGCGGGCUGCCGGCGCGUGCUCAUCAGGGACCUGCUAGGGCGGGGGUCGUCUGAGUCCGAGGGGAACGGCGCGACUCCGUUAGGCACCUACUCCGGGGCGGCCAGCGCGACGACGAGCGGCGGUGGCCGUGAGCGAGGCGGCUCUUCGACGGGGCUCCUGCAGGGUGCGACCCCCGGGCGCGCCCGCCGUGCGAUGAUGAGGGUGCGGCCGCAGGUCUGCGAAGCGUUGCUCUUCGCCUUGGCACUCCAGACCGGCGUGUGCUAUGGUAUCAAGUGGCUGGCGCUGUCCAAGACGCCAGCAGCCCUGGCGCUGAACCAGACGCAGCACUGCAAGCAGCUGGAGGGCCUGGUGUCCGCGCAGGUGCAGCUGUGCCGCAGCAACCUGGAGCUCAUGCGCACCAUCGUGCACGCCGCCCGCGAGGUCAUGAAGGCCUGCCGCAGGGCCUUCGCGGACAUGCGCUGGAACUGCUCCUCCAUCGAGCUGGCCCCCAACUACCUGCUUGACCUGGAGAGAGGGACCCGGGAGUCCGCCUUCGUGUAUGCGCUGUCGGCAGCUGCCAUCAGCCACGCCAUCGCCCGGGCCUGCACCUCCGGCGACCUGCCCGGCUGCUCCUGCGGCCCUGUCCCAGGUGAGCCACCCGGGCCCGGGAACCGCUGGGGAGGAUGUGCGGACAACCUCAGCUACGGGCUCCUCAUGGGAGCCAAGUUUUCCGAUGCUCCUAUGAAGGUGAAAAAAACAGGAUCCCAAGCCAAUAAACUGAUGCGUCUACACAACAGUGAAGUGGGGAGACAGGCUUUGCGCGCCUCUCUGGAAAUGAAGUGUAAGUGCCACGGGGUAUCUGGCUCCUGCUCCAUCCGCACCUGCUGGAAGGGGCUACAGGAGCUUCGGGAUGUGGCAGCUGACCUCAAGACCCGCUACCUGUCGGCCACCAAAGUAGUGCACCGACCCAUGGGCACCCGCAAACACCUGGUACCCAAGGACCUGGACAUCCGGCCUGUGAAGGACUCAGAGCUCGUUUAUUUGCAGAGCUCACCUGACUUCUGCAUGAAGAAUGAGAAGGUGGGCUCCCACGGGACGCAAGACAGGCAAUGCAACAAGACAUCCCAUGGCAGUGACAGCUGCGACCUCAUGUGCUGUGGACGUGGCUACAACCCCUACACAGACCGUGUGGUAGAGCGGUGCCACUGCAAGUACCACUGGUGCUGCUAUGUCACCUGCCGCAGGUGUGAGCGCACGGUGGAGCGCUAUGUCUGCAAGUGAGGCCUGCCUGCCCCUGUGGGAGCUCCUGGGGACCCUCAGAGGCCGGCCAAGGGGCCUGGAGACACCUUGUGGAUUUUUGCUUGUGAAUUCCAGAUGCCAGGCAUGGGUGGAGGCUUGUGCUUCCACUUGGAAGCCACCAGGAACAGAAGGAGGGCCGGGACAUCAAAGGAAACUGACAAGAUUAAAAAUAACCUGGCAGCCCGAGGCCCUGGAGUGCCCACUUGCUGCCUUCCAGGCUGGUCUAAGAAGCCCGGGGCAUGGGUUUGGCAAGACUGACGUGGGCUUGACCUUUCAAGCCAGAGACACCAGACUCCCGGGAAGGAAGGGGGGGUCUGCCUGCCCUCAUCAGAGUGUUCUGCAGGCCCAGUCUUCGCGACCCCCGGCCCUCCCCAGGGUCGAGCCUGCUGGGCCCACCACAUGGAACCACUAGCUUGGGUUGUAAAUGUUUUGUUGUUUUGUUUUUUUUCUUCCUCUGGGAUGUGGGAGCUACAGAAAUAUUUAUAAAACAUAGCUUUUCCUUUGGGGUGGCUUGCCUCAAUUCCUCUUUAUAUAUUUUAUAUAUAUAAAUAUAUAUAUAUAUAAUGAUCUAUAUUUUAAACAAGCUUUUUAAACAGCUGUAUGAAAUAAAUGCUGAGAGAACCCCAGCCCGCCCCUGCAGUCUCUGGCCUCCCCCCAGUGCGCUCAGAAGGUCGCGGGGCUGGCGGGGGCUCUCGGGUUUCCAGGCAA